This is a messenger RNA of Episyrphus balteatus (marmalade hoverfly), 2197 nucleotides long. RefSeq names its product elongation of very long chain fatty acids protein AAEL008004. Gene Ontology annotation, biological process: fatty acid elongation, saturated fatty acid; sphingolipid biosynthetic process; very long-chain fatty acid biosynthetic process. Bases 445 to 1389 code for a protein of 314 amino acids. The transcript is spliced from 6 exons. NCBI's taxonomy places the organism in Eukaryota, Metazoa, Arthropoda, Insecta, Diptera, Syrphidae. Gene Ontology annotation, molecular function: fatty acid elongase activity. Gene Ontology annotation, cellular component: endoplasmic reticulum membrane. The record is from RefSeq and is a predicted model, not a curated record.
AGUUUUUGAAUCAGUUAAGCAUAAACUUUCAGUCGGUUCGGUUAAGAUUGUCAAUUUAGGCUUUGCCAAAGUAACGGUCACAAGAAGUAGAAGGAUUAAAUAAAUACUUCUUAGUCAAUAUAGCGUUUAGAAUACGAAUAUUUAUCGAUAUUUUUACAACACUUCAAAUGUUCAAUGAAUCGAUUAUUUAGCUAAUGGAAAAAUAAUUUGAAUUUAACGAAUCUUCCUUAAAAAAAUAAUAAAAACAAAAUAAAACAAAACAACGAAACACAACCAUGACUGUAACAUAGCUUGGAUAACAAAAUUAUAAAUAUAUUGCUAAAUAAUUUGUGCGUUUGUUUAAUAGCUUUAUAGUGUUUUUGUGUGAAAUCGUGUGUUAGUUUAUAUAAUCAUUAAAUUAUAAUUUAAAUUAUCUUACAUUAAAAAAAAAAAUUUGUCAUCAAAAUGGAAAACAUUACAUCAAAUUUUGAUUAUGCUGCUGAAAUUGUCAAAGUUGCAUUUGAAGAAUUAAAUACACAUCAUUUGUCUGGAAAUUACACAGGAUUAAUUCCAAGAUAUUACUGGCUGGUCGAAGAGGAAUAUGGAGAUCCAAGAGCGAAAAGAUUUCCCUUAAUGGAUAAUCCCCUGCCCACCUUUGGCCUAGUAGGACUUUACCUGUCAUGGGUGUUAGUUGUUGGUCCAAUGUUUAUGAGAGAUAGAAAGCCAUUUCAACUGCGACAAACACUGAUCGUUUAUAAUGCGUUUCAAGUUUUAUUGAGUGGUUACAUGUUCUAUGAGCAUCUUAUGGCUGGGUGGCUGAAUUUAUAUAAUCUUAAGUGUCAACCUGUGGACUAUUCUGAUGGACCAAUGUCAAAACGGAUGCUCAACUUGUGCUAUAUAUAUUAUUUAUCAAAACUGACUGAAUUCGCGGACACAAUUUUCUUUGUGUUAAGAAAAAAGACAUCACAGAUCACUUGGCUGCAUGUGUAUCAUCAUUCGCUGACUCCACUAGAGACAUGGGUUUUAGUUAAAUUCAUUGCCGGUGGCAAUGCAACAUUCCCAAAUCUUUUGAACAACUUUGUUCAUGUGUGCAUGUACUUUUAUUACAUGAUGUCUGCGAUGGGCCCAGAAUACUCAAAGUUCCUCUGGUGGAAAAAAUAUAUGACUGAACUUCAAAUCGCUCAAUUCAUCUUAUGCAUAGGACACACCAUCCGCGCCUUAUUCUCCAACCAAUGCAAAUUCUCAAAGUUCAUUUCAUCACUUCUGCUAUUGAACUCGCUGAUAUUCUUCUGCUUAUUCAUGAAUUUCUACAUUCAAAGCUACAAGAAAUCGAAUAACAAUAAAUUGGAAGCUGCUAAAUGCAAAGAACCUGUGAAGGCUGUCGAAGGCGCCAAAGUUAAGGCCAAUUAACCAAAAAUAAUAAAAAAAAUAAAGCAUAACAAGGGAACAAAAAUAUUAAAAGAUAUAAAAUGUAUAAAAAUAAAUAAAAAACAUCCCUAAGACUUUCGUUAAAUGUUAUUUUGUUUUUUGGCUUAGAAUUAAUUUUAUUUGUUAUUUUAUUUGUUUGUAAAUAAAAUCGAAAAUUAAAUUUAAUUUUGAGCUUAGAAAUAAAGUACAUAAAUAUUUUAGAUAAUUGACAAUAAAAAAACGUUUUGGUUGUGUAAAUUUAUCACAAAUUAUAUUUGUAAGUUUCUAACAUAAUUAAAUGUAGUAAAAAUGUUUAAUUUUAUAAUAAGAUAGAUAUUAUUGAAAUAAAUAAAAAAAAAAAUAAAUAAAAAAACGCAAUAAAGUAGAUAUCUAUUUAUAAUUAUAAUUUACCUUAAAUUAAGAAAUUAACAUUUAUACAAAAUGCUUACAAGAGAUUUUUUUAUAAAUAUUUAACAUUUCUGUAAAUAAUUAAAAAAUGUAUAAAAGUAAGACCAGAUAUGUUUAUAUAAAGUACAAUAAAAUAUAUGUAUAUAUUUUUAUAUUGUUAAACCCUUUUUAAAACUAAAAGGUGUAGAGUAUAUGGAAUAAAUAUAAAAUAAAAUAUUUACAUAUCAUAUAGCUUGGGAAGCUUUUUAUGACCUAACCGAACCGAAAUAUUGUAUAAUUCUAUAGUUUGGAAAGAUUUUUUAUAGAUUAUAUAAUAUGUACUUCCUUUAAAUAUUAUUAGUAAUUUUAUUUGUUUGUUCGAACUUAUUUGUUUCUUUUUAUUUUCAAUUCUUAUCCUAGUCUU